UGGUUCUGAUAGAGUUAAUACGAAAACGACUACUACGAAUUUAAGUUACCUCUUCCUCUUCUCCCUCUUCCUUCACUCUUCUCCUUUCUUUCUUUCUUCUUCUUCUUCUUCCAUUCAACUUCUUCAUAACCGUAACCUUCACAUUCCUUCUCAAACCCUUACCAAUUUCUUCUUCUCUAAUCUCUCAACUAACUCGCCGCAAAUUUCACCAUCUCCGAUGGCCGGACAGUUCUCCAGCUCCGUUGAAUUCGGUCUCAAUCUCUCAAAACGAAUUCACCACACAAAACUAUCAGCUCCAGCUCCAUUACCGGAGAUGACAAGGUCGAUUGAUGAACACCUACCGUCAGCGCCGAUGUGUUACGCGGUGAUACCUGAUCCAGACAUAGUAGACAAUCCUGACAUUCGAAGCUAUCAACCGUAUGUGUACGGACGGUGUGAUCCUCCAGCGUUGAUACCACUUCAGCUUCAAGGAAUUGAAAUGGACGUUGAUUGUUGUUUGGAUACGGCGUUUGUAACUGUCACCGGACGGUGGCGCGUGCACUGCGUGAGGGGAAGUUCUUUGUGUGAUUGUCAAGUUGCUAUUCCUAUCGGAGACCAGGGUUCACUUCUAGGUGUCGAGGUCGAUGAUUUUGGAAGAUCCUAUCAUACUGAAUUGGUCUCUCUAAAGGAUGAAAAAGAAAAACAGAAAAUGGCCAAAGCUAAAGACGGAUACUAUUUGAAAAGCCAAAUAUACAUUGUUAAGAUUCCACAGUUUAAGGGAGGCUCCAUCUUCUCAGUUAAGAUCAGAUGGUCCCAGAAAAUAUUAUUUCACGAUGGCGAGUUCUGUCUUAACAUCCCUUUCUGCUUUCCUAAAUAUGUCAACCCUGUUGGAAGAUCAAUUUCUAAGAAAGAGAAGAUAUUUUUGAAAUUGAAUUCUGGAACUGCAAAUGAAGUGUUAUGCAAAGCAACCAGCCAUCCUCUUAAGGGAGUAAUGCACCAAGCUGGAAAAUUAAGUUUAUCAUAUGAAGCAGAGGUACCAGCUUGGUCAAGUACAGACUUCAGUUUCUCGUACACGGUUUCUUCAAGUGACAUAUUUGGCGGUGUUCUCUUACAAUCCCCUUUCCUGCGUGAUUUUGAUGAAAGAGAGAUAUUUUGCUUGUAUCUUUACCCUGGAGAUUUCCUGGAUAGAAAGGUUUUUAAAAAGGAUGUGGUGUUCGUAGUAGAUAUAAGUGCAAGCAUGAAGGGAAGUCCUCUUGAAAAUGUAAAGAAUGCACUCGUAGGAUCACUCUCUCAAUUAAACCCGCAAGAUAGAUUUAACAUUAUAGCUUUCAAUGGGGAGGCCUAUUUAUUCUCGCAAUCGAUGGAACCAGCUACAGUGGAAGCAAUUUUAAAGGCUGCCAAGUGGGUUGACACUACUUUUAUAGCAAAUGGUGGUACAAACAUCAUGCUUCCCUUAACUCAGGCAAUGACCCUACUACGGAAAUCAAGUGAUUCAGUCCCUCUUAUUUUUCUUGUUACUGAUGGGUCUGUUGAAGAUGAAAGAGAGAUAUGUGAAUUUGUGAAAAGCUAUGUAACAAGUGGGCAUUCAGUUCGGACACCGCGGAUAUGUACUUUUGGCAUAGGUUUAUAUUGUAAUCAUUACUUCCUGCAAAUGCUAGCACAAGUUGGGAGGGGUCGCUAUGAUGCUGUUUAUGAUUUAGAUUCAAUUGACACUCGAAUGCAAAGCCUAUUUAGUACUGCUUCAUCAGUUAUAGUUGCUGAUAUCACCAUCAAAAGUUUAGAAGGCCUUGAUUCACAGGAGUUUUUCCCAACUCAUAUUCCUGACCUAUCAUCUGGAAGUCCAUUGAUCAUAUCAGGCCGAUACAAUGGAACUUUUCCUGAACUAGUUAAGGUUACUGGUACUUUGGCUGAUAGGACCAGCUUCGCAGUGGACCUUAAAGUGAAAAGAGAAAAGGAUAUGAAACUCACUUAUGUCUUUUCAAAGAGACAUAUUGACCUAGUCACUGCUCGUGCCUGGUUGUUAGAAAGCCAAGAGCUAGAGGAAAAGGUUUCUAAAAUGAGCAUUCAAAAUAACGUUCCAUCAGAGUAUACUUUCAUGGAGAUGAUUCUUGUGAAUAAAAAUGAUGUCAAGAAGGAACCUGAACCAUUUCUGUUACAAAAGGCAUACGGCACACUUAGCUUCAAGGGAUUGGAAGUCGAAAUCCCGAAGUUAUUUCUUGGAGGACUGAGUCAUGGAUUUGGUGACUUGAAAGCAACUGCUGAGAACACUCCACCAGCAACAAAAGAAGCAAAACCAUCUGAAGGACUAUUGGGGAAAGCAGCUUCUACUUGUUGUGGUAGGGUGGCUGAUACAUGUUGUGGCAUGUGUUUGCUAAAGACUUGCUCUUUUGUGAAUGAUCAAUGCACCAUAGUUUGCACUCAACUUUGUGCAGCAUUAGCUUGUUUUGAGUUAAUUAAAUGCUGUAUUGAGAUAUGUGAUUGUGAGUGUGAUUGCUUGUAGUGAAAUUAUAUAUCCAGUUGAACAUAAGGUUAUUGUUUAGUAUGAAAAUUUACUAAACAGAGUACUAUGUAAGAUAUUGUAUAAUAAUAAUAAGAGGAAUGAUAUUUUGACAACCAA
This is a messenger RNA of Medicago truncatula (barrel medic), 2596 nucleotides long. RefSeq lists its product as uncharacterized. Lineage: Eukaryota; Viridiplantae; Streptophyta; Magnoliopsida; Fabales; Fabaceae. The record is from RefSeq and is a predicted model, not a curated record. The transcript has 13 exons. Bases 218 to 2479 code for a protein of 753 amino acids.